AUGAAUAAUAGCAGUUUAUACUUUCCUAAUGACAAAAAGAGAUUGGAUGCCUUGGAUAACAGGCAACUAGAAAUCGAUAUUGAUCAACCACCACCAUAUGAAGUCGCUUCUUCUUCACGUACGCAACAAUCUUCUA
Ambispora leptoticha is the source of this 136-nucleotide messenger RNA. Lineage: Eukaryota; Fungi; Glomeromycota; Glomeromycetes; Archaeosporales; Ambisporaceae. The record is from the annotation of a GenBank genome assembly.